AUGACUCUCACCGUCCUCUCCCAAACUCAGCUCCGCGAGCUGCUGCACGCGCUCUCUCGCGACGAGAUCCUUGAAUUGCAGCGCAAUCUCGGCGAGGCUCUACGAGAAUACUCCAGUGGAUCUCAGGAGGAAGGUUGCUCGGCAGCUUACCAACCCCAUCGAACUGCCAUUACUCGUCAGAAUGGUUGCACCACCCUCUUCAUGCCCGCCAGCACGGGCAAGACCAUUGGCAUCAAGAUGAUUUCCCUGCAGGACGGGGGCGCUGCUGGCUGCGCUAAUGAACAGGAGACCGUGGAUGCACAGGAGAAGGACCAGAUUUCCUCGCGCAGACGAGGCUCUUUCCGGAACUCGGUGGCUUCCAUAUCCUCUGAUUUGAGUGAUUUAUCUUUGGGCUCCCAAGAAGACAAGGAGGACACCACCAACAAUGACAGCAGUGUGGCAGGAUCAAGCACGGAUAGUCCCACACUCCUCACUGGUUGUGUCAAUCAGCAAAAUGUCACUUCCAAUAUUUCUAGAACUCUUGGCGCUUGGCCGGGCGCAGGAACUCGUGACACAUCGCCGCGCGGCAGUGUGACACUCCUAGACGACGAAAGCCUGCCAUUCGCAUUGAUCAACGCCCAUGAGCUGACGGCAUUCCGCACGGCCUUGGCUUCGCUGAUGAUGUUCAACAGGCGCAAGAAGGUCCGCACUCUUCUUGUAUUCGGAGCGGGCACCCAGGCUUACUGGCACAUCCGCUUGUCAUUGGUUCUCCGCGGUGACGACAUCCGCCGGGUAUACAUUGUAAACCGUUCUUUCGACCGCGCAGCCAAACUUCUGCAGGAUAUCUAUGGGCCUGAAAACAGCGAAUGGCGCGGGGACGUCAAGUUUUCCGCGGUCAGUACUGAUUUCGGCGAGUAUAGUCGCAUCUUGAAGGAUCACGUGCGCAAGGCCGACGUGAUCUUCUGCUGUACACCCUCUCCGGUGCCACUUUUCCCAGCGGAGUACCUCACCUCGAGCGAAGGCCGUCAAAAGGGCCGGUUGAUUUGUGCGAUUGGAUCAUACAAGGCACACAUGGCCGAGAUCCACCCAGAUAUCCUCCGAGACGAGGUCACUGUGCAGGGUCCACAUAGACACUGGCACAAGCAUAUCCACCGCAGUGGUGUGAUUCUAGUGGAUAGUCUAGACGCUGCCAUGAAAGAGGCGGGCGAGAUUAUUCAAGCCGGAAUUAAACCGAAACAAGUUGUCGAGUUAGGCGAGCUACUGAUGGUUCGUAAUGCCGCUCGCGAAGCGGCGACCGUGGAUGAGGAACAGAGCCUGCGUGAGUGGGCACAACGGGGGAAUGUCAUCUACAAAUCGGUUGGACUUGGACUGAUGGAUCUCGUGACUGGCGGAGAUUUGGUGCGCUUGGCGCGGGAGCGGAAGUUGGGGACCACCGUGGAGGAUUUCUAA
Penicillium psychrosexuale is the source of this 1428-nucleotide messenger RNA. RefSeq names its product putative proline utilization protein PrnX-like. The transcript has a single exon. The record is from RefSeq and is a predicted model, not a curated record. Gene Ontology annotation, cellular component: cytoplasm. The coding region runs from base 1 to 1428 and encodes 475 amino acids. Lineage: Eukaryota; Fungi; Ascomycota; Eurotiomycetes; Eurotiales; Aspergillaceae.